AUGGCCGACACAUUUCGACCUUAUGCUGCACGAUGCCCGCCCCUUCGGCAGGCCCGAGGGACGCUGCUUAAUACUAUAAUGGAGGAUACCCGCGAGUCACAGUUUGUCGAGAAGGCUAUCACCAGUACACAGCAACAGAAGCCGGCUCUCGCUAGUCCCAAGUUGACCUUGAAGACUACUGGAUUGUCAUUACCGACUCACCACCGCAUUGCCAAGCUUCUGUCACCUUCAUCUGCAGUUUCCUCGUGUUGCUCAGAUGUCGACUGGCAACAACAGAUGCGAGGAUUCGACGAUCUCUACGAUGUCACGGACGAGGAGGACAUGUAUGAUGACGACUCGACUGAAAUCGUUUCCUCGUGUUUCUCUCCGGGAACACGACCAUCAAGCCUGGUGACACCGAUCACAAGGAAUUCAUACACCUCUACUGGAAGUCGUAGGCGCUCUCUGACUCUCGAGAUUCCAUCACCUACUUGCUGGCCAUCGAUGAAUGGAACUCACAAGAGCUCGCCUGUUCCUCCAACUCCUCCACCCAAGAUUCCUGUUUCCCCUGCGGCGCUCUCAAUGCUUGGCCAAUCUGUGCCUGCUUCAUACGCCCCACCAUCCCUUGAUGGAAGUCUUUCAUCGGACCAGGAUUCUCAUACUAGCGGACUGGCUACACCUGACACCCAGUCCCUUCCCGACGCCAGCUGGGAUAUACGAGACAUCCACGUUCGACCUUAUGUUGAUGGAAGCGACAAUGGCGACCUUGAGGAGGAUAACUCGGAGAUCCAAGAUAUUCCCAUUACCAUUGAGAGUUCAGAGGACGUUGACUGGCGCAGCGUCCUGGGAAGUUUCCCUCAGAUCCCAGCGGCUCUUCAAAACAGCCGGUACGAAGACCUGUCCCGGGAACCAACUCCCUCUAAUGAUGGUGUCUUCCUGCCUGAUGGUGCCCUGGCAAUGCUCCACCACAUCCAACUGGAUGGUGCACCAGGAACCUACUCCGAGACAUCUGAGGACAACGGUGAGAUGCGACAGCUUUUGGCACCUCCCAGUCGCCCACGAAGUGCCGAUGGUGUGACCCCAGCUUCGGAAAUGUCUGGAUAUAGCUUCAGCGAGUUGAGUAUCCCUUCCCCCGGUGGGUUCUUUGCUUCGCUCGCUCCACGUGCCCGCCACACCUGGUCUAUCCCAAACACUUCCAAUAUGCCUCCCUCGUCGGCCAUGGCCGAACGUUUCUACAACCUCCCUUGGCGUCAGGACGAAGGAGAGGUCGUUGAGCAGGUUAUUGAAUGGCCACAGCGCCCCGAGGGCGAGGAUCCGUUGACUGCGGUCCGAGAUGAACAAGGACCCCCGACUGCCAUCCGCAUCCCCUGCGAGACCCCCACUCGAACUGUCACUCACCAGGACAGCCCUAUGAGCGCGACUUUCGAUACAGUUCAAGAAAUCCCUCAGUCUGCAACCAUCCAAGAGUACGAUGAGACCUACGAUCUAGAGCUGCAGGAACGUGCUGCUGCAAGUCUUGACCGGACCGGCAUCUGGCUCGCUGCCCAAUCGACCUACAUGUCUGCUUUGAACGAAACCAACCCCAUGAAUGAGAUUGAUACUGAGGCCUCUACGGAUGUUGAGAAGGAGCUUCCAUCAACUACCGAGCCCAAGAAAGAAGUUCGAUUUGACGAGGGUACUCCACAGGCCCUCAGCCCUCUACCUCCCAUACUUGCCAGCAAAGACUCGAUUUACUGGCGUGGCUUUCAGUCAAUUCGCGAACGAGCCGACAUCCCUGAUGGCUUCCUUCACCGUAACGUGCGUUACGAUGCUAUCCAAUCAUUCCGUUUGGGACUGGUCGAUAACCACAUCAACUGCCUCACGGGAAAAUACGAACUUGUUCUUCCAGAGCGACCGGCGUACAAGGGGCCUUUCUCCAAGGCACCCCGCAACUCAACCAUCACUGGUGAAUUGGCUGAGAAGGCUCAGUUCUCUAAGCUCGGGAAAGAGCAACUCGUUCUCGCUCAGCUCUGUGAGCCCAUGUGGGCAAUGGAGGCUCUUCGCUCUCUCAACGGCAACAAACUCAUUACUAGCCCUGCUUCCAGACGCCUUGCAUUGACAAACAAGCCUAUCAAGGCCCAGCAGAAACCAGGUCGUCAGAUCCGGAUCUUGGACCUCGGCGGUCAGGCAACCUGCGAGUGGGCAUGGCACGUCGCUCACGAAUAUCCAAACGUGAAGGUCUACUCAGUCAACAACAAAAAGCAAGCCACCAACAGCGGAAUUAAGGGACCAUCAAACCACCGCGUGUUCUCUGUCAGCGACCUAUGGAAGCUUCCAUUCGGUGCCAACAAAUUUGAUGUUAUCACCACACGCUCUUUGCAUGCUCUCCUCAAGACCGAGUGCCCUGCCGGCUUCGAUCGGGACGAGUACGAUCUCGUCCUGCAAGAGUGCCUUCGCUGCCUCAAGCCCGGUGGCUUCCUGGAGUAUAUGCUGCUUGACGCCGGGAUCUCUCGCGCGGGUGAGAAGUCCACCACCGCAUCAGCUGAAUUCGCUUCCAAUCUCCGCAAGCACGGCUACAACCCAGCUGCAUCAAAGAGCUUCCUUGCUCGUCUUCGUAACACAGGAUUCGUGGGCAUCAAGCGCGCCUGGAUGUUCCUCCCAAUGGGCAUGGAGCCAGUUGAAGCCCAACCGCUACGUGAGACACCUCCACCACGUGUGCAGAGUGGAAUUGAAGAGUACGAAGCCGUACAUGGCCCCGUUGGCAGCACUGGUGACAUUGCUAGCAUCACUGGUUUACUUGGAGGGUGGAUGUGGGAGCAAUGGCUCAUUCAGUUUAGAAUGGAGAUGGGUCUGGAGCGAGGAAAGUUGCUUGAAGGUGUUGGAGCCAUUUUUGAUGAGGGACGCAAGAAUGGCGCGGGAUGGACAUGCUUGUCUGGUUGGGCUAUGAAGCCCAAGCCGGUGAAGCAGAUGGAACAAAUUUCUCGGUUUUAA
Molecule: messenger RNA, 2949 nt
Organism: Penicillium angulare
Lineage: Eukaryota; Fungi; Ascomycota; Eurotiomycetes; Eurotiales; Aspergillaceae
Exons: 1
Coding region: 1-2949 (982 amino acids)
Molecular function (GO): S-adenosylmethionine-dependent methyltransferase activity
Source: RefSeq, a predicted model, not a curated record